Molecule: messenger RNA, 573 nt
Organism: Colletotrichum scovillei
Lineage: Eukaryota; Fungi; Ascomycota; Sordariomycetes; Glomerellales; Glomerellaceae
Product: copper fist DNA binding domain-containing protein
Exons: 2
Coding region: 1-573 (190 amino acids)
Source: RefSeq, a predicted model, not a curated record
AUGGUCCCCGUUCGAAAGCCAGGCAGACCUUUGAGCACAUGUCCUCAUCCACCCUCCCGCGGUUGCGGCUGUGGUAGCGUAACGGCCGCCAUCCCGAGAAAGCAGAAAUGCGGCUGCGGCUCCAGCAACGCCGGAACCCCCGCAGAAUCCCCCAGUGUCAUCAAGGCAGAAUCGCCGGCGAGCGAUGUCCCGCCAAUGUCCCCGACCAAGGCAUCCGCCGCCUCCUUUCGCAUACAAAAGUCCGCCCCCAAGGCGGCCAGUCGCAAGCAGUCGUUCGAUCCCGUGAACCUCGAGAGAAUGGAUGCCACCAAUAUCAACAUACUGCCGCCAUACGACAUGGCCCAAGCGAAUCACAUGCCGCAAGCCAACGGUGGCAUACCGGGCAUGCCCGCACCUAGAAAUGGGAUGGAGUACGGCGGUAUGACCAUGAUGGGCGGCGUUAACGGCGGUUUCCACCAACCCAUCAUGGGCGCCGAAGCCCGCCCCUCCGCCCUCGUUGACGAGUACCAGCACGGGUGGCUCAUGUUGCUCAGGGCCGAGCAAAGCCGAGGGGAGCUCUACACAGCCUUCUAG